AUGUUCCCAUUGAAUGUGAAGGAAAGUGCCCGUGUCUGUGUCGUCGUCGAUACAAAAGUAGACCAGUGUGUGGUUCUGAUGGGAAAACCUACGCAAAUAAGUGCUUGGCUGAAAAGGCGGGUGUUGGCAUUCAAUGUCAUCAGAAGUGUCCUUGUCCAUGUAAUUGCACUGUGGAUUACAUACCAGUAUGUGGAGUUGACAAAAGAACCUACAACAACGCGUGUGCCGCCGAUUGUGCACAAAGUGAACCUCGUUCCGAAAUUGGCUUGGAAAUCAUUAGACUUCUAUAUGGGGUUUGAUAACAAGACUGGCAGGAUAUUUGUAUGUUUGGAAAUGAGAAAUGUUGACAUCAAAUGUGAAGGAAAGUGCCCGUGUCCGUGUUAUUGUCCAGAAAUAAUUGCACCAGUGUGUGGUUCUGAUGGGAACACCUACGACAACGAGUGCUUAGCCAAAUGCGCGGGUGUUGGCAUUCAAUGUCAUCAGAAGUGUCCUUGUCCAUGUAAUUGCACUGUGGAUUACAUACCAGUAUGUGGAGUUGACAAAAGAACCUACAACAACGCGUGUGCCGCCGAUUGUGCAAAUGUUGACAUCAAAUGUGAAGGAAAGUGCCCGUGUCCGUGUUAUUGUCCAGAAAUAAUUGCACCAGUGUGUGGUUCUGAUGGGAACACCUACGACAACGAGUGCUUAGCCAAAUGCGCGGGUGUUGGCAUUCAAUGUCAUCAGAAGUGUCCUUGUCCAUGUAAUUGCACUGUGGAUUACAUACCAGUAUGUGGAGUUGACAAAAGAACCUACAACAACGCGUGUGCCGCCGAUUGUGCAAAUGUUGACAUCAAAUGUGAAGGAAAGUGCCCGUGUCCGUGUUAUUGUCCAGAAAUAAUUGCACCAGUGUGUGGUUCUGAUGGGAACACCUACGACAACGAGUGCUUAGCCAAAUGCGCGUCAUGUGAUGCCUUCGUGAACCUGUUUCGAACGCUUUGUACACUCAAUAGUAGUCAUCAUGUUGCUUUCGAGUGUCAUUCGGGGGUGUUGGCAUUCAAUGUCAUCAGAAGUGUCCUUGUCCAUGUAAUUGCACUGUGGAUUACAUACCAGUAUGUGGAGUUGACAAAAGAACCUACAACAACGCGUGUGCCGCCGAUUGUGCACGAAGUGAACCUCGUUCCGAAAUUGGCUUGGAAAUCAUUAGACUUCUAUAUGGGGUUUGAUAACAAGACCGGCAGGAUAUUUGUAUGUUUGGAAAUGAGAAAUGUUGACAUCAAAUGUGAAGGAAAGUGCCCGUGUCCGUGUUAUUGUCCAGAAAUAAUUGCACCAGUGUGUGGUUCUGAUGGGAACACCUACGACAACGAGUGCUUAGCCAAAUGCGCAAAUGUUGACAUCAAAUGUGAAGGAAAGUGCCCGUGUCCGUGUUAUUGUCCAGAAAUAAUUGCACCAGUGUGUGGUUCUGAUGGGAACACCUACGACAACGAGUGCUUAGCCAAAUGCGC
Molecule: messenger RNA, 1481 nt
Organism: Ylistrum balloti
Lineage: Eukaryota; Metazoa; Mollusca; Bivalvia; Pectinida; Pectinidae
Product: agrin-like
Exons: 13
Molecular function (GO): protein binding
Source: RefSeq, a predicted model, not a curated record